AAUGUCGUCUCCGUUGCCCAUAACGUAAGUUGAAGAAUGAGCCAGUGAGAGAAAGGGACUGCGAAUCACAUAGAAGAAUUUGUUUUAGUUUCCUCAAAUGAUGUUCAUUUGAAAGUAUUUCGAGACUUCGUAGGUGUGUUUAGGUUUUGUACAGUUGUUAUGCUUAGUUAGAGACCUCCGUGAGUUGUUUGUCUAUGUUUAAUAACUGAUUAAUGUGAGGCUCAUCCGCUAGUCGGUUAGCAAAGCGCCUCUGCCACUGCGAUGAUGGAAACUUGAGCAGCUCAAAGCAAACACUCAUCCAGCUCCCCAGACCACCCAAACACAGGACCUCUGUGCCAGGCAACAAAAUGCAGACCAUAAAGUGUGUUGUUGUUGGUGAUGGUGCAGUGGGAAAGACCUGCCUGUUGAUCUCCUACACUACUAAUGCGUUCCCAGAUGAAUACAUUCCUACGGUUUUCGACAACUACAGCACUCAGACCUGUGUGGAUGGCCGUGCCGUCAGCCUCAACCUGUGGGACACGGCGGGUCAGGAGGAGUACGACCGCCUGCGAACCCUCUCUUACCCGCAGACGCACGUCUUCAUCAUCUGUUUCUCUGUGGCCAGCCCUUCCUCUCAUGCCAACGUCCGGCAUAAAUGGCACCCGGAAGUGUGCCACCACUGUCCUGGUGUGCCUGUGUUGCUGGUAGGCACUAAGAGAGACCUGCGAGGGGAUAAGGAGACUCUGGAGAAGCUGAAAGAGCAGGGGAUGAGUCCAACCACUCCACAGCAGGGCAGCGCAUUGGCCCGCAGCAUUGGUGCGGUGCGAUAUCUGGAGUGUUCAGCCCUUUUGCAGGAGGGGGUCAGAGAGGUCUUCAACGAAGCAGUCAGGGCCGUUCUCUACCCCAAUGCCAAGAAGCAUGCCAAGAAAUGUGUGCUGUUAUAACUACGUGAGGGUGUGUGCUUGAGAGAGAUUUUAUGAAGGGUGGAAUGUAAGUGUCAUGUGAUUGUCUCUGCAAAGGUGUGUUGCUACCACUUUAUGUUUGUAUUUCUACACUACAGUUAGCAAUAAGUGCACAGACUGUUAAUAAGAGAGACUGUGUGCUGGUGUAUUUGUGCUUCAACUUUAUGUAUGUAUCACCUAAGACAUAAAUACGGUGUUGUAAUCUAAAGUCAGGCAGACCAGGGCAGUGGAGUGGAUUUGUCUGAAGGACUAUAGGCAUCAAUGACUUCUACCUUGCUGUAGAGCCUUAAAAACCCCAGCAUAUUUUUAGGAAUCACUCAGAGGAUAUUUCAUGCACCAAAGUGUAAAUUCGGUCUAAAUUCAGACUGGAUGUCUUAUGAAGGUGCCGUCUUUCCCGUACCGCAUCACUAACACAAUUAGGAGGGCUCACAAUCCACCUGAUAUGCAUGGUAUUUUAAUUUGAGAUCCUUAGGCUUGAUGACCUACGUAUACCACAACAUGCCAUUGUCUUGUAUUGUUGCCUUUGUGGGGUUGAUUGACUUUUAAAUCAGGAAAUUCUGUGGAAUCCCAGCGUGCCUUUAGUGCUUGGCCCCUUCUCUGACAUCUCAUAAACUCCUUCCUCUCUGCUCAUUAUAUCUAAGGUGCUACUUUGGGUGUCAGUUGACAUUUAUUGCUGGAAAGGGCUGCUGAAAGUUUACAGAGAGCUUUUGUAGCUUACCUGCCUUCUAUAAGAGCUGUAAAUGAAGGGAUAUAGUGCUGUUUUAUAACACUCUUGAGGUAGAAAUGAAGAUCGUUUGUAUUUGGAUCAUUGUGCCUGAAUCCUCACAAUUUACAACCCUGUUUUAGAAACUGAAGUGCCACUAAUAUUUGUAUUAUUUGUAUUUUACCCUGAAUGUUGAUUCACUCCAAUGAAGUGACCUGAUAAGAACUGAUGGAGGAGAUAAACACUGUCUUUCAUCUCCGUUAUACAAUGAAACAUCCAGACUGUAGUUAAUGUACACAAUAACUCAGAACAUUAAUUUCAUUCAUACAUUCAUUUGGGUCCACAUUUAAAUUUUAUAUAUUGAAUGUCUUCUUUUUAUAUGAUAAACAUCAGCUAUUUACCUUUCCUUUUUUUAAGCUAAAGGCUGCUUUCUCAACAAUUUUGUUUAUAGGACAUCAAUAACACACCAACAAUUGGCCCCUUUGUAUUCCUUUUUUUUUUAAGCUGUUUUUAUUUCUUGAAACUCAUUAUUUUAAGAAUAUACCUCCACUUGCAUGAGAAAAUAAACCAGUUUUAAAGUAAAA
Molecule: messenger RNA, 2228 nt
Organism: Carassius auratus (goldfish)
Lineage: Eukaryota; Metazoa; Chordata; Actinopteri; Cypriniformes; Cyprinidae
Product: rho-related GTP-binding protein RhoG-like
Exons: 2
Coding region: 348-923 (191 amino acids)
Biological process (GO): small GTPase-mediated signal transduction
Molecular function (GO): GTP binding; GTPase activity
Source: RefSeq, a predicted model, not a curated record